AUGGCACUGAUUUGUAGACAUGACCAUGUCCUAUGGAUGGUGAACCUGACGUCCAUGGGAGAAAAGCAACAUUACGCACUUGCUCUCUUGGACCGGUUGUUCAAACACAUCCCUGCUUGGAUGACCAUCAGGCUUUUAUACGACAUCGCAUGCCAGCUUGAAUGGAGCUGUCGCAAGUGGAAAUUCAUGGAUGACUCUAUCCUAUCUCACAUCACAUUUGCUGUUGCUGUAUUCCAUGCUUAUGGUCACCAGUGGCCAUGUCAAGUCAUCUACCACCCCAGGAAGCAAGAAGGAUUUGGCUUGUCUGAUGGUGAAGGAUGUGAAGGAUUAUGGAGUUUCCUCAAGCCUCUCAUCCCUUCCUUGUGUGUUUCAGGGAUUCAUCACUUAGACUCAAAAUCAUUGCAAGGAUUUGGACACUGGCUCCAUCAGCAUUGGAUCCACUGUCAAACAAAGAAAAAUGAUGCACUGGACCUUUUACACAACUUGCAGUUGGAUGAGGAUAUGCUCUGUCUAGAAUGGAAGGCCCAGGUUGAUCACCAGACACGACCCACACCAUGUAUAAACAAGGCAGCGGAGGUAAUCACUACCAUCCUAGCGCUGGAGAAAACACUAGAAGUUCAGGAAACCUCCAUACAUGAACUUGAGAUGCAGCUCCAUGGUGACCACGUCCCUAACAUUGGGGAAGUCAAUCUGCAGCUUGUAGAUGCUCGAUCCCAGCAUAGGAAAACUGCUGACACUCUCCGCCGUCAACAAGCUGCACUUGGAAUGGACGACAAGGAUCAACCUGGAGAGGAUGAAGAAGGACACAUAUCUUACACUGAACAUAAGCUUCAUGCAAAUACCCAGCACUUGAUCAAACACCAAGAGCCUGGCAUCCUCAAAUUACGGCGAGCACCUCCUUCUGCUGUUCCCCCUCAUAUCAUCCAGCAUGAUGGCAUCUUCCAGCUUGACGUCAAUGACGACAUCUGGCAAGACAUUGGGCUUGAUGACGACACUUUGAACCCCCCAGCAUGGCUAUUGGAUGACAUGGUUAGGAAUGGUAUCCGGCUGCAACUGGAAGUCAAUCAGUGCAAUGAGGAGGAAGCUCGACUGAUGGGGGAGAGGGCUGUAAUUCAAGAAUGGAUGUUGGCGGAGUGGGACAGUAUACAAGCUGCCUUAGAUGAAGCAGUGGCCGAUGCAGUGAUGUCUUUCCACCUUAAGUCUCAUGCAGAUGACCUUGUUGACAUUUGUGUUGUUUGGAAGAAAAAAGUUCAGUCUAAUCUGUGCACAUGGCCAUUGAGUGCGAGUUGGGGACCCUCUGACAAAGCUUUACAUCAAGCUGCUUAUAAUCAAGUGCAAUCAUCAUUUCAUGACAACAACAACAACAAUCAGAGUAUGGAAGGAGAUGGAGAGGGUGAUUGCAAGAGUGAGCUGGAGUACGGUGAGAUUGAAGAUGAGAAACUAAUAGAUGCUAUUGAAGAGAUCGCAUUAGCAGAUGAGUGUAGGUAUGGUCAGGAUAUGGAGUUCAUGGACAAUUUCAAUGACAUUGACAAUGAUUUCAUGCCUUCUUCCCCUAUUAUGUUGUUACACAAGCGGCGCCGCAUGUAG
Messenger RNA from Suillus fuscotomentosus, 1587 nucleotides. RefSeq lists its product as uncharacterized. The transcript is spliced from 6 exons. Bases 1 to 1587 code for a protein of 528 amino acids. The record is from RefSeq and is a predicted model, not a curated record. NCBI's taxonomy places the organism in Eukaryota, Fungi, Basidiomycota, Agaricomycetes, Boletales, Suillaceae.